GCGCCCAGCGGCUUGGUGAAUGGGCAUGGAGUCCAAGCAGUACAUAACAUGACAUUCAUUGAUCAAAUGUCGAUGCGAAACCGACAAAUGAAUGUUGUUGUUGAGUAAGAGGGUUUCCUGGCCGUGUCUGUGUGACAGAAGAAGCAGAGCCUCAACUGUAGGAGGAGCAACAGCAUCAGCCAUAGCCCUUCCUUCUCUCCCACCUCUGCAGCUAAUCUUCCCAUCUCGGAUUUCCUCCGGUGCCAGUUCCAGUUCCGCUGCCGCUGCCACUGCCACUGCUACCAUGGGCCAAGCAGAGGAGCUGUGGCCGGCGAGCCGAGUGAGGGACACCUUCAUCAAGUUCUUCGAGGGGAAGAAUCACUUUAACUGGCGCUCCAGUCCCGUCGUUCCCCUCAACGACCCUACUCUCCUAUUCGCUAAUGCCGGAAUGAACCAGUUCAAGCCAAUAUUCUUGGGGACCGUUGAUCCCAACAGUCCCUUGAGUAAACUCACACGUGCUUGCAAUACCCAGAAAUGCAUACGUGCUGGUGGAAAACACAAUGACCUUGAUGAUGUCGGCAAGGAUACUUACCAUCACACCUUCUUCGAAAUGCUUGGCAACUGGUCAUUCGGGGACUACUUCAAGAAAGAAGCCAUUGAGUGGGCUUGGGAACUUCUCACCAAGGUGUACAAACUACCCAGCGAUCGUUUUUAUGCUACGUACUUCGGCGGUGAUGAGAAAGCUGGUUUGGCUCCUGAUCAUGAAGCUAGGGAUAUAUGGCUUCAAUUUUUGCCACCUGGACAUGUUUUACCUUUCGGUUGCAAGGACAACUUUUGGGAGAUGGGCGAUACUGGUCCAUGCGGACCUUGUACCGAGAUACACUUUGACAGGAUUGGUAACCGAGAUGCUGCAUCACUGGUUAAUAAUGACGAUCCUACUUGCAUUGAAAUAUGGAAUCUUGUCUUCAUUCAGUUCAACAGGGAAACUGAUGGCUCCCUAAAACCUUUACCUGCGAAGCAUGUUGACACAGGGAUGGGUUUCGAGAGGUUGACCUCUGUACUUCAGAAGAAGAUGAGCAAUUAUGAUACUGAUGUCUUCUUGCCCAUCUUUGAUGCUAUCCAACAGGCAACUGGAGCGCGACCAUAUUCUGGAAAGGUUGGAGCAGAUGAUGUUGAUAAAAUUGACAUGGCAUAUAGGGUUGUGGCUGAUCAUAUCAGAACUCUGUCGUUUGCCAUAGCUGACGGUUCUUGUCCAGGGAAUGAGGGCCGUGAAUAUGUGCUUAGGCGCAUCCUUCGUCGAGCUGUUCGGUAUGGUAGCGAAGUUCUCAAAGCUCAAGAAGGAUUUUUUAAUGGGCUUGUAGCUGUUGUAGUAAAGUUGAUGGGUGAUGUUUUUCCUGAGUUGAAGCAACAUGAAGUGCGCAUUCGGGAGAUCAUAGCAGAAGAGGAAGCAAGCUUUGGGAAGACUUUGCUGAAGGGGAUAGAAAAGUUCAAGAAAGCUGCUCAGGAUGUCCAGGGAAAGAUACUGAGUGGACAGGAAGCUUUUCUCUUAUGGGACACAUAUGGAUUCCCAUUGGAUUUGACUCAGUUAAUGGCAGAGGAAAGAGGCUUGGUAGUUGAUGUACAAGGUUUCAAUAGCGCUAUGGAGGAGGCAAGAGAGAGAUCAAGAAGUGUACAAAUCAAGCAAAAUGGUGGUGCUAUUGUCAUGGAUGCUGAUGCUACCUCAUCAUUACACAAGAAAGGAGUUGCUGCAACUGAUGAUUCCUUAAAGUUUAUAUGGUUUCAGGACCACAAGAGUACAAUUAGAGCUAUCUAUACCGGUAAUGAGUUUCUAGAGAAUGCUUCAUGUGGCGAUGAAGUUGGGUUAGUUCUAGAGACUACAUCUUUCUAUGCAGAGCAAGGUGGUCAGAUAUGUGAUACCGGGUUACUCGAAGGCCCAUUUGGCUCAUUUGAAGUUUGCAAUGUCCAAAUUUAUGGUGGUUUUGUUCUUCACAUUGGUUCUCUAUCAACAGAAGCUGGCGGGAUGACAGUUGGUGAUGAAGUAAUUUGCAAGGUUGAUUAUGAAAGGCGUAAGCUCAUUGCGCCUAAUCACACCUGUACACACAUGUUGAACUUUGCUCUCAGAGAAGUGCUUGGCAAUCACGUUGACCAGAAGGGAUCAAUUGUUCUUCCUGACAAACUGAGAUUUGAUUUUUCUCAUGGCAAGCAGGUAGAGACAGAGCUUAUGAGAAAAAUUGAGUCAAUUGUCAACGAGCAAAUAAAAGCUGAGUUGGAUGUAUUUGCGAAGGAGGCAACCCUAUCUGAAGCAAAGCGGAUAAAUGGUUUGCGAGCCGUUUUUGGAGAGAUCUAUCCCGAUCCAGUUAGAGUGGUAUCCAUCGGCAGAAAGGUAGAAGACCUUCUAUCUGAUCCAGAUAAUGAAGCAUGGUUGUCAUAUUCAGCUGAACUCUGCGGAGGUACUCAUAUAUCGAAUACAAGGGAAGCUAAGGCAUUUGCUCUUGUAUCUGAGGAGUCAGUUGCUAAAGGGAUCAGAAGAAUGACUGCUUUUACCGCUGAUUGUGCCUUGAAGGCAUUUGAAUUGGCAGAUUCACUUGGGCAGGAAAUAAAUGAUGCAUAUAAAAUUGAAGGAAGCAUGCUGGAAAAGAAAGUGGCGUCUUUGAAGAGCCGUGUGGAGGCAGCACAAAUUCCUGCAUCUAGGAAAGCUAACAUCAAAACUAAGAUGACUGCUCUACAGGCUGAAGUGAAGAAGGCACAGAAAAAGAUUGCGGAAGCGAAUGUUAAGAAGGCUGUAGGGGAAGCCAUGAAGGCAGCUGAGAGUGCAGCUUCGGAUGGAAAGGGAUUCUGCGUAUGCCGGGUUGAUGUUGGUCAAGAUGCAGCUGCUGUCCGUGAGGCAGUCUUGAAGGCUCGAGAUCAAAAGGGGCUUUCAGUAAUGGUAUUUAGCACCGAUGAAGCAUCCAAUAAGGUGGUGGUGUGUGCCGCAGUGCCUCAGGGCAACGGAAAGGGGAAGGAGUUGGAAGUAUCAGAGUGGGUGGCAGCUGCAAUGCAACCUAUUAAUGGUCGAUCUGGCAAAGGGAAAGCUGGUCUUGCUUCAGGCCAGGGAACUGAUGCCUCGCAGUUAGAUGAGUCAAUUGAACUUGCAAACUCAUUUGCAGCAAUGAAGUUGAGAUGAUUGAUGGUCACCGAACAGUGACACUCUUCAUUUGAUGGUUCAAGCUGUCCUUAAUCAACCAGCAUGCCCACGAGCCUCUGUUGCUCGAGCAGCAAGGAAGGAAAUGAUACAAUUUAGUUACAGAACUGAUUGAUUGAUACUGUCUAUCCAUUUUCCAAACUUAAAUGCUUUGGCAUUUACUUAAGAGAGUAGCAGAAGUUUAUCUUCAGUCAUAUAUAUGAUAAUGGCACUUUCUUUUCUUUCGGGCAUUACUGUUGCACUGUUCUCUUAGAUCUUUUGCGAUGUUUGCUUAUAGGAUUUUUCAAUUGUGUGCUGCUGGUCCAUAAGUUUCGUUCGAUAUAUAAAGUUCCGUUCGAUGUA
Messenger RNA from Punica granatum (pomegranate), 3502 nucleotides. The record is from RefSeq and is a predicted model, not a curated record. Lineage: Eukaryota; Viridiplantae; Streptophyta; Magnoliopsida; Myrtales; Lythraceae.